AUGUACUUCUGCUGGGGCAGAGGCUCCAGGGUUCCGCUGCGCCAGGAGGCUGCUGGCGGUGCGAGGCUCCGGCAGGCGGACUCCGGCGAGCGCCACUCGCUACUGCUGCUGAGCGAUGGUGCUGUCCACUCCUGCGGGGACAACGACAGAGGCCAGCUGGGCCAGAAGGGCGUGUCCCACCGGAGGAGACCAGAACCUAUUAGGGCAUUGAAAACCCUGAAUGUUGAUCUCCUGAGCUGUGGAAAGGAGCACUCCCUGGUAGUUUGUCACAAAGGAAGAGUGUUUGCAUGGGGAGCUGGUUCUGAAGGGCAACUGGGGAUUGGAGAAUUUAAGGAACAAAGUGUCAUACCUAAGAAAGUAAACAUUCUGGCUGGUAUAAAAAUAAUACAAGUUUCCUGUGGACAUUACCACUCCCUGGCGUUAUCACAAGAUGGCCAAGUGUUUUCAUGGGGAAAGAAUAGCCAUGGUCAGCUGGGCCUCGGGAAGGAGUUCCCCUCCCAAGCCAGCCCACAGAGGGUGAGGUCCCUUGAGGGGAUCCCACUGGCUCAGGUGGCUGCAGGAGGGGCUCACAGCUUUGCCCUGUCUCUCUCUGGUACUUCAUUUGGCUGGGGAAGCAACAACGCAGGACAGCUGGCACUCAGUGGCAGUAACAUCUCAGUGCAAAGCUACAAGCCUCGUUCAAUUGGUGCACUGAAGAAACUAGGUAUAAUUUAUAUCAGCUGUGGUUAUGAGCACACUGCAGUGCUCACCCAGGAGGGUAAAGUGUUCACAUUUGGAGACAACAGCUUUGGACAGUUGGGACACAGCCCCACUGCUGAGAAGAGUGGCCCACAACUUGUGGAAGGAAUUAAUGGCCUAGUUUCACAGAUAGAUUGUGGAAGUUAUCACACCCUUGCAUAUGUCUACACAACUUGUCAGGUGGUAUCUUUUGGUCAUGGACCAAAUAACACAAGCAGCUCAACUCAUCCAGAUGCCCAGACAAAGAACUUGGAUGUUAGCUGCCUGAUUUCUGCUGAUGACCUUGUGACUGUUCAAGUCAAACACAUUUUUGCUGGAACAUAUGCCAACUUUGUGACAACUUAUCAGGAUACCAGUUCCACAAGUGUCUCCAGAAAAACCCUUCCAGAAAUAAGCCAAAUUAACCAGUCCCUGAUAGAAAACUGGAUAGCAAUGAAAAAAAGAAAUGUUGAACAUGAAGCAGCUAAGAGUAAAAUUUCAGUGAUAUUUUCAUCUGCUGCUUGUCUGACUGCGAGUUUUUUAAAGAAAAGAGGAACUGGAGAAACUAUUUCCAUUGAUGUGGACUUACCGAUGGCAAGAGAAACCUUCAAUAAGUUAUCAAAGAAGGAAUGGAUUUCUUCCCUGAUAACCUCAUGUCUCAGGGAUAAUCUGCUCAAAAAUCUUCCAUUUCGUUCACCACACCAAGAUGCUUUAGAAGUUUUCCUCCUUCUCCCAGAAUGUCCUGUGAUGCAUGAUCCAAACAACUGGGAAAGUCUGGUGGUUCCAUUUGCAGAGACUGUUUGUAAAAUGAGCAGCCAAUCUUUACGAGUUGUGAGGAAAUGUUGGGCAUCUUUGGAUGAAUCCUCUCUGAACACUCUGGUCCAGAUGCUUAAAACAGCUAUCAUCUCUCAAAUGAAUCAUUGGACUGAACACAGUCAGAGUCACCAUAAUGUUAAAGUUCUUCUAGAAAUGAUGAAAAAAGUAUAUAAGGUGAACAAUGCCAACUCUCGAUUGCCUGAAAAUGCUUUCAACAUAAAUGAACUCUCCUAUUGGCUCAACUUUUGUGCAGAUAGAAGGAGACAAAUCUUUCGGAAUAAAAACCUGGUACCUGAAGAAAACAUCAGUGAAGUUAUUUUCAGUGACUUUCCGUUUGUCUUUAACUUUCUCUCUAAAAUGAAAUUAUUGGAAGCUGAUUCAUUUAUAAAAAUGCAAGAGUCACAGGAGAAAGCAUUCCAGAACUGGCAUCAAAUGGUUCAAAGAAGGAAUGAAUUCCCUUCACCUCCCACAUUUAUACUCAGAGUCAGACGGAGGCACGCGGUUGAAGAUGCUCUGCGUCAAAUAAGCCAAGCUGAAAUCACUGACCUACGUAAAGCUUUGACGGUUGAAUUUAUUAAAGAAAUUGUUUCUGUGGGUGAAGGAGUCAAGUCAGAAUUCUUCCACUGUGUAUUUGAAGAGAUGACCAAACCUGAAUAUGGAAUGUUCAUAUAUCCUGAAGAUAAUUCCUACAUGUGGUUUCCUGUCAAACCUAAAUUUGACAAGAAGAAAUAUUUCCUCUUUGGGAUAUUGUCUGGCCUCUCCUUAUUCAAUUUAAAUGUCGCCAUGCUUCCUUUCCCACUGGCUCUGUUUAAGAAACUUUUGGGCCAAAAGCCAUCAAUGGAAGAUUUAAAAGAACUCAGUCCUCUUUAUGGGAAGAAUUUGCAAGAAAUUCUCAAUGAUGAAGAAGAUGACAUGAGAGAACUUUACAUACAUUAUUCUAUAUAUUGGGACAAAAAUCAUGUUGAUUUAAUUCCAAAUGGGAAAUCUACACCUGUGGACCAAAGCAACAAGAAUGAAUAUGCUUCUAAGUGUGUUGAUUAUAUCUUCAACACUUCUGUAAAGGAAGUCUAUGAGGAAUUCCAGAGAGGAUUUUACAGAGUCUGUGACAAGGAAAUAAUUCAGUAUUUCCAGCCUGAAGAACUAAUGUUAGCAAUAGUUGGAAAUACUGAUUACAACUGGGAAGAAUUUGAAAAGAAUUCAACAUAUGGUCAAGGAUACCACAAAUCACAUCCUACUAUUCUGAUGUUCUGGAAAGCUUUCCACAAAUUAACUUCAGAUGAGAAGAGAAAAUUUCUCUUUUUCCUUACAGGAAGUGAUAGGCUGAAUGUAAAAGGUAUAAAGAAAAGUGGAAUAGUAUUUCGCUGUCCUGAAACUUUCCAGGAAUGUGAUCACAUAAGAGCAUUAACAUGUCAUAAUAUCCUGGACCUCCCCAAAUAUUCUACAAUGGAAAGAAUGGAGGAAGCGCUUCAAGUAAUCAUCAACAACUGUAGAGGAUUUAGCUCAACCAGGAAUACAUUUCAGUAA
This is a messenger RNA of Orycteropus afer afer, 3057 nucleotides long. It is a transcript of the gene HERC6, whose product is annotated as HECT and RLD domain containing E3 ubiquitin protein ligase family member 6. The record is from RefSeq and is a predicted model, not a curated record. Lineage: Eukaryota; Metazoa; Chordata; Mammalia; Tubulidentata; Orycteropodidae. Gene Ontology annotation, molecular function: ubiquitin-protein transferase activity.